Messenger RNA from Nezara viridula (southern green stink bug), 1026 nucleotides. Lineage: Eukaryota; Metazoa; Arthropoda; Insecta; Hemiptera; Pentatomidae. The record is from the annotation of a GenBank genome assembly.
UGUUGUUUUGCGCAGGUGGUAGGAGUCAUGUCUGUGUUCUUCAUCUUCGUAAGCGUGCUGACCUUCGCUCUGAAGACACACCCGGACCUGAGGGUGAGCUCAGUGGUGACCCACACCAUCCUCGGGGCCAAUGACACGGUGAAGAAGAUCCGCAAGAUCCGGACCGAUCCUCAUAUCUCCUUUUUCUACGUCGAACUAGUCUGCAAUGCGUGGUUCACCUUCGAGCUUCUAGUCCGCCUUGUGGUGAACCCUAACAAAGUACAGUUCAUCAAGUCGCCAGUAAAUGUGAUAGACCUCAUGGCGACCCUCAGCUUCUACACUGACGUCCUCCUCCAAGACUGGGCCGAGGACCACGCGGAUAUCCUCGAGUUCUUCUCCAUCGUGAGGAUCCUCCGACUCUUCAAGCUGACCAGGCACUCGCCGGGCCUCAAGAUCCUCAUCCACACUUUCAAGGCCUCCGCUAAAGAGCUUACCCUCUUGGUUUUCUUCUUGGUACUGGGCAUCGUGGUGUUCGCUUCGCUGGUAUACUACGCUGAGAGACUACAGGCGAAUCCUGACAACGACUUCAAGAGCAUCCCAGAAGGCCUGUGGUGGGCUAUCGUGACGAUGACCACGGUCGGCUACGGGGACAUGGUGCCCAAGACCUACGUCGGGAUGUUCGUCGGUGCGCUCUGCGCUCUGGCUGGAGUGCUCACCAUAGCGCUUCCGGCCCGGUCCAAACUUCCGAAGCGAAGACGAAGAGUACUGCCUGUGGAACAGCCGCGGCCGAAACGAGGGGAAGUAAACAACCAAGUGGCGGUGGCCAACAGGCGAGUCAACGCCAUCAAGCACCACCCGCAUCCCAUAUUCAAAGAGGCCUUCCCGGCCCCUAAGAUUGAGGAGAAGCUGGCUAUCCGAAGAGGCAGAGGACGUCCUAAUUCCAGAGAUGGAGGGGGGAAGGGCACAGCGGGACGGCGAAGGACCCCAGGGGAGCACUGGACCGCUAAGACUACAUCAACAGAACUAGCCCGGCAGGGAGUGCCCUAA